CUUCCUUUUUCCCAGCAUCCCUCACACAGUCACAUGACAUCGGCCUUGCUGUUUCCUGAUUGCCUAACACUGCCAUCUCCAGUCCGUAACCCACUUCUGCACUUCUCUCUCUGGUGCUACCGCGUCACAGGUGCUUAACUGGAAGCGAAUGAGAAGAAAAGCGGGAACGUGACAAGAUGUCGGGGCUGGCGGUGCUGUGCAACGUUUGCUUCCAGAAGGCCGACGUCGGUGAAAGUCCCCGUUUUAUAUUGACCAGUUGUGGACAUGUUCUUUGUGAGCAGUGUCUCCAGAAAGGUAAGAAAGAAGAAUGUACAGUGUGUAGAACGUCUUGCCGUGUGAUAUUUCUUUCAAAUCAGACAAAUCCAGAAGUCAAGAUGCUUUUUAUGGACCUAAAUACGCUAUGCAAAAAAUUUUCAACUGAAUUUACACAGGUUUGUGAAUUUCAGGAAAGUCAUAGAAAGCGGUUAAGAACAUACUACAACGGAAAGAUCACAAAACUAGAGGAAACGAUAAAGAAGCUAAGCCAGCAACUACAAAGCACCAAACUAUACAGAGAUUCACAAGAGUUCCAGUUUCAAGAUGCAAGUUACAGUUUGAGGCCCUCACAGUCUCAUAAUCGAUUCUCUGUUCCAAACACUUCAAGAUAUUCAGCACAUCCUGAUAAGCAAACUGGAUAUUUCUCUCAACUGCCAGAUGAGAAAAUGGAGGUCGAACAUUAUUCUGUCAAAAAGAAUUGUGAGACAAUCACUGCACCAGGUAGAUUAUCAGUGAUCAGUCCUCCUCAAGAUGGACGUAUGGGUCAUGUGUCCUACAGGAGCUCAAGCCAUAGCAACACCCCCUUAUCUGUAAGGUCAAAUCCACUUGGAGCCUUCAAUCAGUCUAAUGCUUUUCACCAGCUUUCACAAUCUUCAUUGCAAGCAAACCAAACAAGUGCUUGGGAUCUGUUGGGUCUAAGAACACAUCAAGCCUAUCAACAGUCUCCCCACUCUUCUCAGUCGUGCAGUACAAGGCAACCAAUUAGCCUCCCUAAUAUCCUACACAGGCAGAAUCUGAGCAAAAAAACUCCUUAAAAAUGAGUUAACACAUUAUAUUUCUUACUAAAGGUGGCCAUACACAGGUAGAUUUAAGCUGCAAACUUGUGUCCUGUAGACUGAUUCGGCAACCUAUCUGCCAGUGUAUGGGGCCCUCUGAUAAGCCUCUGUGAUUGAUAUCUGGCAAGAAAUUGGCCAGAUCUGGAUCAGGCAGGUUGGAUUUCCUGCCUGAUCAAGGGCAUCUUUGGGUAGUUUAUGUGGUCCUCUCCCAUCGGCUGGUAUUCCCAUCAUUGUAAUCUGAUUGUUUGGCCCUAGGUUCGCCAGAUAUCGCCACCUUUAGCAGGCAUAUGAGGGUCAAGAUCUGCUUAUUUGGUGGCCUCAGUAAACGAGCUGAUUUUUAAGGGUAAGGUCACACCUGGAGAUUUGGGGAGAUUUAGUCGCCCGGCGACUAAUCACGACGAGGAAA
Molecule: messenger RNA, 1497 nt
Organism: Xenopus laevis (African clawed frog)
Lineage: Eukaryota; Metazoa; Chordata; Amphibia; Anura; Pipidae
Gene: rnf212.S
Product: probable E3 SUMO-protein ligase RNF212
Exons: 12
Coding region: 177-1070 (297 amino acids)
Source: RefSeq, a predicted model, not a curated record